AUGGGCGAAUACUCGAAAGCACUUUCAUCGUAUGAACGAUCACUUGAAAUCCGAAAAAUAGCUCUCCCUCCAAAUCAUCCCGACUUCGCUCAAUCCUACAACAACAUCGGUUCGGUGUAUUAUAACAUGGGCGAGUACUCGAAAGCACUUUCAUCGCACGAACGAUCACUUGAAAUAAAAAAAAUAACUGUCCCUCCAAAUCAUCCCGACUUCGCUCAAUCCUACAACAACAUCGGUUCAGUGUAUUAUAACAUGGGCGAGUACUCGAAAGCACUUUCAUCGUACGAACGAUCACUUGAAAUCCAAAAAAUAGCUCUCCCUCCAAAUCAUCCCGACUUCUCUCAAUCCUACAACAACAUCGGUUCAGUGUAUUAUAACAUGGGCGAGUACUCGAAAGCACUUUCAUUGUACGAACGAUCACUUGAAAUAAAAAAAAUAGCUCUCCCUCCAAAUCAUCCCGACUUGGCUGCUCCCUACAACAACAUCGGUUCGGUGUAUAAUAAGAUGGGUGAGUACUCGAAAGCACUUUCAUCGCACGAACGAUCACUUGAAAUCAACAAAAUAGCUCUCCCUCCGAAUCAUCCCGACUUGGCUGGUUCCUACCUCAACAUCGGUUCGGUGUAUGGUAUUAUGGGCGAGUACUCGAAAGCACUUUCAUCGUACGAACGAUCACUUGAAAUCCGAAAAAUAGCUCUCCCUCCGAAUCAUCCCGACUUGGCUUCUUCCUACCAAGGUAUCGCUUUGGUGUAUGCUAACAUGGGCGAGUACUCGAACGCACUUUCAUCGUAUGAACGAUCACUUGAAAUCCGAACAAUAGCUCUCCCUCCGAAUCAUCUCGACUUGGCUGGUUCCUACCAAGGUAUCGCUUUGGUGUAUAAUAAGAUGGCCGAGUACUCCAAAGCACUUUCAUCGCACGAACGAUCACUUGAAAUCCAAAAAAUAGCUCUCCCUCCAAAUCAUCCCGACUUGGCUGCUUCCUAUAACGACAUCGGUUUCGUGUAUUAUAACAUGGGCGAGCACUCGAAAGCACUUACAUAUUAUGAAAAGGCGGAAGACAUAUGGAAAAAAUCACUACCUUCAAAUCAUCCACAUAUUGCACUUGUGAAAAGAAACAUUGACAAUGUAAAAAAGAAAAUGUAA
Rotaria sordida is the source of this 1140-nucleotide messenger RNA. The record is from the annotation of a GenBank genome assembly. Lineage: Eukaryota; Metazoa; Rotifera; Eurotatoria; Philodinida; Philodinidae.